Messenger RNA from Knipowitschia caucasica, 312 nucleotides. The record is from the annotation of a GenBank genome assembly. Lineage: Eukaryota; Metazoa; Chordata; Actinopteri; Gobiiformes; Gobiidae.
AUGAGCGGCAGAGGAAAAGGAGGUAAAGGACUCGGGAAAGGAGGGCCAAGCGUCACCGUAAAGUCCUCCGAGACAAAUCCAGGGUAUCACCAAGCCUGCCAUCCGUCGUUUGGCACGCCGUGGCGGUGUGUGAAGCGUAUCUCAGGUCUGAUCUACGAGGAGGCCCGCGGGGUGUUGAAGGUUUUCUUGGAGAACGUGAUCCGUGACGCCGUCACCUACACCGAGCACGCAAAGAGGAAGACCGUGACUGCCAUGGACGUGGUGUAUGCGCUGAAGAGACAGGGCCGCACCCUGUACGGCUUCGGAGGUUAA